CCAGUUCAGCAAAUCACAGCACAAGCUGCAGGAUAUAGAACAAUAUGUGACAUUGUAUGUCAUGCCAAGGUCUGUGGCUUCAGGAAGCUUUCAUCCACUAUUACUGUAUGGAUAUUUGUGCUUUAUUUUGAUGUUUAUUUUAUGUAUAAUGGUGCAUCAAUCUCCAAACCAUGGGUUUGGCUAAUUGAACGUUAAUGAUUAGUUGUGCUCUACUCACACAAGUUGGUUUCGCAACUAUUUAUUAAAUUAUGUAAGCAAUGGGAUUUGAUAAGAGUGCAGUCUGUGCUUUUUGAACGACUUGCAUAAUUCAAAUUAGUAUUCAUUUAAAUUGGGAGAUAUCGUCAUGGGUUUGGGUGGUGUAAUUGCUGGUGUAACUGCAGUGCAUUUUUGAUUUUCUAUUUUCAUUUAUUCACUGGAGCUUCAUUGGCAUUAAUCACCUAUAUUGGACUGCCCCAACAAUGUCGCUUGCUAAGCUAGUAUUGAGGCAGUUAAGAGUUGACCAUAUUGCUGUGUAUUUGGUGUUAUACACGAGCAAGAGCAAAUAAGGAUGGGUGAAAUUCUUAGAGACACAAGAGGCACCAGUUGCCAUAUUCUGGAGCAAAAUAUAAACUGCUGAAAUAUUCUAUUUUGUUAAAUCCUUCAGCAUUUUCUUUUUUGCUCCAGAUUACAGCAACUGGCGCCUCUUGUGUUCUUGCUUUGGGAGAAUUUAUUCUGUAAUGGGCAUGUCUUUACAAUAAUCUCAGUAUUUUAUCUCAUCGUUUGUAUUGUAGGUUUAAUUAAGUUCCCUAGCUGUAGCUGCCACAGUGGGAUUCAUAUACGUGUCUCCAGAUCAAUCAGACUUUAAAGGCUAAUCCGGUCUGUUGGAAGAACAUGGCUCAAGAAACCAAUCAGACUCAAGUGCCUAUGCUGUGCACCACAGGCUGUGGAUUUUAUGGGAACCCACGAACGAAUGGCAUGUGUUCUGUUUGCUAUAAGGAUUUUCUUCAAAGGCAAAACAAUAAUGGCAGAAUCAGUCCUGCAUCUGCCAACUUGAGCAGUUUAACAGAUGUGUAUCCUGUUCUAUGCACAGAAGGAAGCCCCCCCGAAAUACCAUCAUCAUUCUCCUCUUCGUCCACAUCUGGCCAUUCUAGUCCACAACCAUUAAUGGGAAGAGGGAAAAGGGGAAGAAAGCAAAAAGAGAAGAAGGGAAGAUCUAUUAAAAGAGAGGGAAGAAAGGGAAGGAAGAGAUCGGUGACCAACCAGUUGCUGUUACUAUCCCAAGAAUCUGUCACAAAUCCCCAAAAUGAUGGGGAACAUACAGAAGAUAAACAAGAAAUACCCAAAAAGGAGUUACAGGCUUCUACAUCAAAAGAAAUUGCACAGACUUCUUCUAAUGGACAGGACAAGUCCCCUGAAAAACCCAAACAGAAGAAGAACCGCUGUUUUACCUGCCGUAAGAAAGUGGGACUUACAGGAUUUGAUUGCAGAUGUGGAAAUCUGUUCUGUGGAUUACAUCGUUAUUCUGAUAAACACAGUUGUCCUUAUGAUUACAAAGCCGACGCGGCUGAAAAAAUAAGGAAAGAAAAUCCUGUUGUAGUUGGAGAGAAGAUCCAGAAGAUUUGAACUGCUACUUACAUUAAAUUUUUUUCUUUUAAACCACGUGAACCUAAUUAAACAGCGGAGAGGAUAAGCUGAGCUUUGUAGUUCAUUCUGGGAAUAUGGAGCUUUGUACUGCAUAGAUCUUUAAAUCAUGCAUGCACGGACAAUGGAACCUGAGAACUGACUGUUCUUUCACUUUUCUUUGAAUAUUCUGUGGUUGGAAAAUAACUGCAUAUUUAGAGGCAUCUAUUUUACAGUCAUAUUAAUCUUAGUUGAGUGUCAAGCUUAUUUUUAACACACAAGUGGAAGUAUUGGAAGGCUGUGCUUUACCAAUAUUUACGACAUGGUUCAGAUUUGCAUUUGUUUUGUGUACGUGGCCUUUCUCUGCAGCACGAUUUUCUAACAUAGCAGGGCACAAAAGGGCCUAUCAGUAACUGAAUGUAUGCUAACCUCUGCUUUGUUCCGUUCAUGAGAAGGCCCCCAUGUCUCGGCAUUCUGGCUUGUUUGCUGCUCCAUUUCAUUAUUUAUGUACUUCAAGCAAAUAUAUGUGGUUUGAUUUCUCAAUAUGUAUCCUGAAUGGAAAGACUCCAUACGCACCUCAGUGCAGACUACAAGUAUAAUCAGAGAAAUGCUGUGAUGCCUAACUCUGAGCAUAUACGAAACACAGGAUGGUAAUUAUGCUGUAUUUAUGUUAGUUUAUUCACUGUCUUAACUUUGAUUAAAUAAAGUUAUAAAGGAAAUCUUAA
Messenger RNA from Amblyraja radiata (thorny skate), 2324 nucleotides. It is a transcript of the gene zfand6, whose product is annotated as zinc finger, AN1-type domain 6. The transcript is spliced from 7 exons. NCBI's taxonomy places the organism in Eukaryota, Metazoa, Chordata, Chondrichthyes, Rajiformes, Rajidae. The record is from RefSeq and is a predicted model, not a curated record. Gene Ontology annotation, molecular function: DNA binding; zinc ion binding. The coding region runs from base 871 to 1602 and encodes 243 amino acids.